UGUGACAGCACAGGAUUCGACGACACCAACUGUUUCUUCUGUACCUUCCUCUUCCGAAAUAACGAAUUCCCCAACACCUUCUGGUACGACAAUAACGAAUUCCCCAAUACCUUCUGGUACGACAAUAACGAAUUCUUCAAAAACUCAAAUUUCGUCAACAUUAUCGUCCAUCAAUGCUCCAAAUUCAUCUAUAUCUUCCAAAUCAUUUACUUCUUCUUUGACUUCUGCGGAUUCUUCUACAGAUUCUCUUACAGAUUCUCCUACAAUUUCAUCUUCUGUUAACACUAGGAUAUUGACAUCUACUCGCAAAUCUCAACCAAAACCAUCGAGAAGUUUAGGAGAUGGGAGUUCGAUCACGAGUACAUCUGAUACGCUCUCAACUAUUACCCAAGUAGAAACCGACACACCUUCACCUACGGGUACUACUUCAACCAAAACUUCUUCGGCGACUACUACAAAAUUCACUACAGUUCUUUCAACCCAGACUUCUGUUAAAUCAGGAUUUACAACACAAAUGACAACCACAGAUGCUAAUGGCGAAGAAACUGUAGUUUCUACUGUGAUACCACCAUCAACCGUUGUGGUAGUAAAAUCUGUUGUUUCAGCUGUGCCUGAUAACAACGUUGCUGCCUCACCAAAUUCAGGUAUUACUCUGAGGCAUCAAGGCACGGGUAUUGGUUUCGGUCUUGUGAUAGGCCUUAUAUAUGUGUUAAUAUAA
Acaulospora morrowiae is the source of this 718-nucleotide messenger RNA. The record is from the annotation of a GenBank genome assembly. NCBI's taxonomy places the organism in Eukaryota, Fungi, Glomeromycota, Glomeromycetes, Diversisporales, Acaulosporaceae.